Carcharodon carcharias (great white shark) is the source of this 1836-nucleotide messenger RNA. RefSeq names its product SH3 and cysteine rich domain (gene stac). The coding region runs from base 247 to 1536 and encodes 429 amino acids. NCBI's taxonomy places the organism in Eukaryota, Metazoa, Chordata, Chondrichthyes, Lamniformes, Lamnidae. Gene Ontology annotation, biological process: positive regulation of voltage-gated calcium channel activity; positive regulation of protein localization to plasma membrane; skeletal muscle contraction. The transcript has 11 exons. The record is from RefSeq and is a predicted model, not a curated record. Gene Ontology annotation, cellular component: extrinsic component of cytoplasmic side of plasma membrane. Gene Ontology annotation, molecular function: transmembrane transporter binding.
AGCAGUGAAACCGGGACCACCGGGACCGAGCCGGGGAUACUCCGGGGCCACUAGGACCGAGCCGGGCACCGACCGGUCACGGCAGCUCCUGUCAUCCCAAGCGGCUGCGAGCGGGACGCGCGGCAGGUGCUGUGGAGCCGGGGGACGGCGGCUCUCCCGCACUGGCCGCUGCCUCCCCGGCUCUGGGACGGAGUCCGCUGUCGGGAAUCGGUAAUCCCCCGAGCGGGACGCUCAGGGAAGUGAAAGAUGCCGAAUCGAGAACUGGCGGCGGAGGAGGAGAGCGGGACCGAGACCGAGACCGGGACCGGGACCGGGACUGAGACCGGGACCAACCCCGCCACCGAUGAGAUGGAGAAAGAAAACGAGCGGGUCGGCGGAGGGACACCCGUGUCACCGGUUUCGACCCUGAGCCAGCGGGAGUCCAAGCUGCAGAAGCUAAAGCGUUCACUGUCAUUUAAAGCAAAAGGUCUCAGGAGUAAAAGUGCAGAGAACUUCUUCCAACGGACGAGCAGUGAGACAAAGCUGCAGGUGGAGCUGCUGCCUGGCGUCAGUUCCAGCACUGGACAGCUCCCAGUCUCAGAAAGUCAAACAUCCACCCCAACCAAAACCCAGAGGCAGCCUGAGAACAGGACACAUUCCUUCCUGGAAUACAUUUUCAAGAAACCAACCUUCUGCGAUACCUGCAACCACAUGAUCGUUGGCACCAAUGCCAAACUUGGGCUGCGCUGCAAGGCUUGUAAGAUGAGUAUCCACCACAAAUGCAUUGAUGGCAUUGAACAGCAGCGAUGUAUGGGUAAACUGCCAAAAGGGUUUCGACGUUACUAUAGCUCCCCAUUAUUAAUUCAUGAACAAUAUGGGUGCAUCAAAGAAGUGAUGCCUAUUGCUUGCGGCAGUAAAAUAGACCCAGUGUAUGAAACGCUCCGGUUUGGAACUUCCCUGGCUCAAAGAACCAAGAAGUCAGGGUCUGGCAGUGGAUCUGACUCGCCCCAGCGUAACUCUGCUUCUGACCUGGCUGAAGUCCCAGAGGAAGGUGCUGAUGCUCCACAUGGACUGUCAAGUUUGAGCAGGAAGUAUAGUGAUAGUGUAUUUGGUUCUCUAGAGAAUGGGCUUGAAAAUAUCAUGAGGGAAGAAAGGAAGCCUUCCAGUUCUCUGCUGGAAGAACCUGAAAACAAAGAUUCCUUGCAGCAUUUCAAUUAUGUUGCUUUGUACAGAUUCAUACCACAAGAGAAUGAUGAUCUGGAAAUGCGGGCUGGAGACAGAGUUUUUCUGCUAGAUGAUUCUAAUGAGGAAUGGUGGAAGGGUAAAAUUGCUGACCGAGUUGGAUAUUUUCCUGCAUCGUUUGUUCAGAAAGUGAUGGUGGGUGAGAAGGUCUUCAGAUGCACCAAACCAUUCACAGGCUCUAAAGAAGAAGGACAGAUAAAUGUGAAAGAAAAUCAGAUCUGUGUGGACAAGGGUGAAGAAAUUAAUGGUUUCAUUAAAGUGCGCAGUGGAAAGAAGAAGGGUUUUGUGCCACUUGAUAUCCUUGUCAGUAUCUGAUGUUACAUCGGGUCUGUGUAGUGAAGGUGAUGUUACUUAUUGUGGUACUUGCCAUCCUUGUCUCACAUUAUCAGCAAAGAUGAACUGUCUUGUGGUCCUUUGUGGACAGUCAGACUACCAAAAGAAUCAAUGAAGGAGUUCAUAAUUGCUUCAUAAAAUCCAGAUCUUGGCAUUCCUCUCCCAGAUGGGAGACAGUGAAAUCUGCAGUUGUAUAUAGGGUUUGGCGAUAUCCUAACCCUAUAAAAUCUGACAAUGGCAAGGACAGUUUAAAUGUCUUUACUGUUCAUCUACCCAUUAUUA